AUGACGAUUGUACGGUACUAUUCUGCUGGCGCAUUGUCCACCGCGAAAACGAACGCACUGCUGGAGUCAUUGAAAGCGAUCAAUCCACGUGUUCGAUCGUUACAGACGGAGAAAUGUUUCUACGUGCAGAACAAUCGAUACAAACUGCUGCCGGCCGAUGUCGAUGCGAAGCUGCACUGGAUUCUGAAGGAAUCAGACACAGUGGAUCAGCUGUCCGCCAAUGCUGGACUGAUCGCCGAUCCAACCCAGGUGUUGAUUGAGAUUGGGCCACGGUUCAAUUUCUCUACCGCCAGCAGCACGAACAGCGUCGGUAUCUGUCACAAUUUGGGGCUUGAGUUUAUCGAGCGUAUCGAGGUAUCCACCCGGUACCUGGUGGGAUUAGACGGACCGGUUGGCAAGGAUGAGAUGGGAAUUGUUUCUUCCCUUCUGCCCUCGCUUCACGAUCCCAUGACGCAAUGCCAAUACACGGAACGAAACAUUCCCGUUAACGAUUUCUACGAGACGGUGUCACGAUCGAAGGAGGAUUGGUAUUUUGUCCCACUGCUAGAACAGGGUCGUCGGGCACUGGAAGAGAUAAAUGUGAAAAAUGGGCUCGCAUUUGACGAGUGGGAUCUGGAGUACUACACCAACUUGUUCGUGAAGGUGCUCAAGCGUAACCCGACGAAUGUGGAGCUGUUCGAUUGUGCGCAGUGCAACAGCGAACAUUCGCGACAUUGGUUUUUUAAGGGAAAAAUUACUGUCGAUGGAAAACCAAAGAAACAGUCGCUAAUUGAGAUGAUCUGUGACACGCAGCAUCAUACGAACCCGAACAACACGGUCAAGUUUAGUGACAACAGUAGCGCCAUCAAGGGAUACCAGUAUACAGCGCUCCGUGCGUCCUGUUUCGAUGGUCCCGGCAAGUUUGUACAGCGAUCGGUGCAGUCUGAUCUGAUCUUUACGGCCGAAACGCACAACAUGCCUACGGCGGUGUCACCGUUCAGUGGAGCAACCACUGGUACCGGUGGUCGGUUGCGCGAUGUCCAGAGCAUUGGUCGUGGUGGAUUACCGAUUGCCGGUACGGCGGGUUACUGUGUGGGUAUGCUAAACAUUCCCGGCCAGAAGCAACCGUACGAGAGUGAACAGGAUUAUCCGGGAUCUUUCGCACGGCCAUUGAAGGUGUUGAUAGAGGCGAGCGAUGGUGCAUCGGAUUAUGGUAACAAGUUCGGUGAACCGGUGAUCUGUGGCUUUGCCAUUUCUUAUGGUACGGUGCAGUCGGAUGGACAGCGAAAGGAGUACGUAAAACCGAUCAUGUUUAGCGGAGGUGUCGGUACGAUGGAUUCAGUGCUGGUAGACAAAAAGGAUCCCAAGAAAGGCAUGUUGCUGGCUAAGAUCGGUGGUCCAGUGUACCGCAUCGGAGUCGGUGGUGGUGCGGCCAGUUCAGUUGAGGUGCAGGGCGACAGCACAAACACGGAGUUGGACUUUAACGCCGUUCAGCGUGGCGAUGCAGAGAUGGAAAAUAAGCUGAACCGCGUAGUGCGUGCCUGCAUCGAGUUGGGCGAUCGUAAUCCGAUCCUGGCCAUCCACGACCAGGGUGCCGGUGGUAACUGUAACGUGCUGAAGGAACUUGUCGAGCCGGGUUGUGCCGGUGCAGUGAUAUUCUCCAAGGCGUUUCAACUCGGCGAUCCAACCAUCUCGACGCUGGAACUGUGGGGUGCAGAAUAUCAGGAGAAUAAUGCCGUCCUGUUGGAUGCACGUGAUCGCGAUCUGCUGCAGCGCAUCUGCGAUCGUGAAAGAUGUCCAGUUUCGUUCGUGGGUCAGGUCACCGGUACUGGGUAUGUGACGCUGCUGGAGGGAGAAUUCGAUGGCGCUGCAGACAAGUUUGCCGACCGUACGAAGUGUACACAGGAGCUUUCGCACGUACCGUUCGAUAUGCAUCUCGAUCACGUACUAGGCAAGAUGCCUCAGAAGGAAUUCCGUUUGCAACACAUGAACGAACGGUUGGAUGAGUUCCAGCUUACGGCAAAUGUGAAGCUCGCAGAAGCGUUGAAUCUUGUCCUUUCUGCUGCUACCGUUGGAAGCAAACGCUACCUGACGAACAAGGUUGAUCGUUCGGUGACAGGAUUAAUUGCUCAACAGCAGUGCGUUGGACCACUACACACACCCCUGGCCGAUUUUGGGCUGGUCGCUGUAUCACACUUUGCCCGCGAAGGCAUUGCAACGUCAAUCGGUGCCCAACCAAUCAAGGGUCUGGUCGAUCCGGCGAAGGCGGCCCGUAUGACGGUAGCGGAAGCCCUUUCCAAUCUGGUGUUCGUUGCCAUUAGCGAGCUGGCGGAUGUGAAGUGCUCGGGCAACUGGAUGUGGGCAGCAAAGGUGCCCGGCGAAGGUGCCAAGCUGGUCGAUGCAUGUGAAGCGAUGUGUGAGCUAAUGAGCCAACUGCAGAUUGCGAUCGACGGUGGUAAGGAUUCGCUAUCGAUGGCGGCGCGAGUGAAUGGUAAAACGGUCGUCAGUCCUGGUACGCUCGUCGUAUCCACAUACGCGCCUUGCCCGGAUGUGACGUUGAAAGUAACGCCCGAUCUGAAGGCGGCUUCACUAGGAACGGAUACAACGCUGCUGUACGUAGCGGUUGAAGGGUUGCGUUUCCGUCUAGGUGGGUCCGUGUUGGCACAGUGUUACGGAAAGCUUGGUGGCGAUUGCCCAGAUGUGAGCAACGCCGAGUGUUUGAAGAAUGCAUUCAACGUGACGCAGGAACUGUUGCGCAAGGGACUGUUGCUGUCCGGACACGAUUGUAGCGACGGAGGGCUAAUCACGACGUUGCUGGAGAUGGCUUUCGCCGGUUUGACUUCGGUUGAGAUAAAUCUGGAACAACUACUUACCUCGGCUGAUCCCUCCAACAUGGAAGCGUCCGCCAUCCGUGUGCUCUUUGCAGAGGAAUGUGGCUGGGUGCUGGAAGUGCAGCAGCAACACGCUACCACCGUACUGGACGCAUUCCGCAAAGCUACCGUUCCAUGCUACACUGUGGGUCGUGGCGUUGCCGUGGCCGAUCUGCAUUCGCGACAGUCCGUGACGGUUCGUAGCGGUGCGAAGGUGUUGCUGUUGCAGGACUGUCUGUUCAAUCUGUUCAACCGCUGGGAAUCGACCAGCUUCGAGAUUGAAAAGCUACAGAAGGCAAAGGCAAGUGCGGUCGAAGAGUACACCGGCAUUGAGCGUCGUACGGGACCACAUUACAACGUCAGCUUCAAUCCCGACACGGUGUAUGCCGACCUGAAGCUGAGCGCAACCGGUCCGAAGGUGGCCCUGAUUCGCGAGGAAGGAACCAACGGCGAUCGCGAAAUGGCGGCUGCCCUGUUCAGUGCCGGUUUCGAGGUGCACGAUGUGGUGAUGAACGAUCUGCUGCAGGGUCGUACCACGCUCGACCGCUACCGUGGUAUUGUUUUCCCCGGUGGAUUCAGCUACGCCGAUACGCUUGGUUCAGCGAAGGGAUGGGCCGCCUGCAUCCAGUACAACGACACGAUCGCACCCCAGUUUGAACAUUUCCGUCAGCGCAAGGAUACGUUCUCGCUCGGUGUGUGCAACGGUUGUCAGCUGAUGGGACUGAUCGGUUGGGUCGAAACGGGACUCGUUGCGGUGCCGUCCGUUGGCAACGUACCGGAAAUUGUUCUGGUCGGCAAUCGGUCGGAGAAAUUCGAAAGCCGCUGGGUUACGUUGCGAGUUCCCGCGAGCCGUUCGAUCAUGUUGCGCCGUUUGGCAGGAAGCGUGCUCGGAUGCUGGGUUGCACACGCUGAAGGACGGUUCUCGUACCGCAGCGAGGCGACCCGUGACCGGUUGCAGAUGAGCCAGUGCGUUACGCUGCAGUACGUGGACGACGCCGGUAACCCAACCGAACUGUACCCGAUGAACCCGAACGGUAGUGAGCUGGGCAUUGCGGGUGUUUGCUCACCUGACGGGCGCCAUCUAGCCAUCAUGCCCCAUCCGGAGCGAUGUGUACAGAUGUGGCAAUGGCCGUACGUGACGAUGGACUUCCCGUACAAAAAUGCGUCGCCCUGGAUGUCGAUGUUCCGGGAAGCGUACAUGUGGUGCCAGCAAUAG
This is a messenger RNA of Anopheles marshallii, 4065 nucleotides long. RefSeq names its product phosphoribosylformylglycinamidine synthase (gene Pfas). NCBI's taxonomy places the organism in Eukaryota, Metazoa, Arthropoda, Insecta, Diptera, Culicidae. Bases 1 to 4065 code for a protein of 1354 amino acids. Gene Ontology annotation, biological process: 'de novo' IMP biosynthetic process. The record is from RefSeq and is a predicted model, not a curated record. Gene Ontology annotation, molecular function: phosphoribosylformylglycinamidine synthase activity. The transcript is spliced from 5 exons.